Ornithorhynchus anatinus (platypus) is the source of this 813-nucleotide messenger RNA. RefSeq names its product tetraspanin-4-like. The record is from RefSeq and is a predicted model, not a curated record. Gene Ontology annotation, cellular component: membrane. Lineage: Eukaryota; Metazoa; Chordata; Mammalia; Monotremata; Ornithorhynchidae.
AUGCGGCGGUCCAGCACGGAGGAGACCCCUACCGCCGGAGCCCGUCGCCGACAAGCUCAAGAGGUGCAGCAUGGCCCGCACUGUCUGCAUUGCAUCAAGUAUCUCAUGUUUCUCUUCAACCUCCUCUUCUGGCUGGGCGGCUGCGGCAUCCUGGGCGUGGGCAUCUGGCUGGCGGUCACCCAGGGCAACUUCGCCACCCUGUCGUCCUCCUUCCCGUCGCUGUCGGCCGCCAACCUGCUCAUCGCCACCGGCGCCUUCGUCAUGGUCAUCGGCUUCGUCGGCUGCGUCGGCGCCGUCAAGGAGAACAAGUGCUGUCAGCUCACUUUUUUCAUCAUGCUGCUACUCGUCUUGCUGCUGGAGCUCACGGUGGUCAUCCUCUUCUUCGCCUACACGGACAAGAUCGACAAAUACGCUCAGCAGGACCUGAGGGAUGGCCUGCACCUCUAUGGGACCGAGGGGAACAUUGGACUCACGAAUGCCUGGAGCAUCAUCCAGACUGACUUCCGGUGCUGCGGCGUGUCCAACUACACGGACUGGUUCGCCGUGUACAACAGCACGCGCGUGCCCGACUCCUGCUGCCUGGAAUUCAGCGACAGCUGCGGGCUCCACUCGCCCGGAACCUGGUGGAAAGCGCCCUGCUACGAGACGGUGAAGACGUGGCUGCAGGAAAACCUCCUGGCCGUCGGGGUCUUCGGCCUGUGCACCGCCCUCGUGCAGGUACAGCCCGCCCCGGACCCUGGACCCCAUCCUGGGCUGACCUUCGCCAUGACGAUGUACUGCCAGGUGCUCAAAGCGGACACGUACUGUGCGUAG